AUCUGAUUCGCUCAUCAAGGUGUGUGACACACCAUAAAUAAAUCCUUAGCAAGGAUUUCCCAGCCAAAAUGGACCCCGUGACUGUGUUCAAGCUCGUGUCGAUCGUGUGCAUCUGGGUCGUCGGACUCGUCGGUGGUCUGAUUCCUGCGUGUCUGGCCUCACGUCACGACAAGUCCCCGACGCUGAGUAUCCUCAGCGCCUUCUCUGGCGGCGUAUUCCUGGCUGGCGGCUUCUUCCACUUGCUACACUCGGCCAUCGAGAACCCGGCAUUACGCAAAUGGUCCACGGAGGACGAGGGUCGCUACGAGUUCCCAUACGCCGAAAUGUUCUGCACGUUGGGUUUUCUCGGUCUCUUACUGCUAGAACAGGCAGCGCAGGCCAAAAUGGACGCCAAUAACGAAGCCGCAGCUCAGAAUUACAUGCCUGCCAAGAGCGAGGACGAUGAGGAGCUACACGGAGCCACAGAGAGCGACGACACGUACCUCGAAGAUCUAGAUGAAGAAGAACAAGGACUAGGCAGUAAUGUGCGGCGCAGUUCUGGCCACUCGCACUUCGGUGGUGCUCCGAAGGAGGCAGAUGCCGGUUCUAUGGCUGUAGCCAUGGUACUUUUCAUUGCUCUAUCGUUCCACUCAGUACUGGAAGGACUGGGCAUUGGCGCUCAGACGGAGACAGCGUGGGGAGUUUUUAUGGCAAUUAUCAUGCACAAGGGACUGGCGGCCUUCGCUUUGGGCUCUGGACUCGUACAGAGUGCCAUGCCUGUGACGCACGUGAUGCUAUAUAUGGUCGUUUUCUCGUUCAUGAGUAUCAUUGGCAUUAUUGUGGGCUGGAUCAUCGCUGCCGACUCGUCCGAGGACUCAGCAGCGGCAGGGAUCUGUGUGGCUCUAGCGUCGGGGACAUUCAUUUACGUGGCAGUCAUGGAAGUCAUCCCACAGGAAUUCCCACGACACAGUCACGGAGGUGACGAAGGCCACGGCCACCACAAGAACAAGGCGACGCUGCAGAAGUCGAUCGCAUUGGUGGCAGGUUACGCAAUCUUCGGUCUGCUCGCUAAAUGGUCGUAACUUAAAACGUCGAAUGUUACAGUCAAUGUAACAAUUAUUGUUACAUACGUCUGAAGAGAAUAAUGGCAAUACACGCUGAGUAAGUGAAAUACAUACUGAUGAUUAACAUACGCUUGGCUUCUGGA
Phytophthora nicotianae INRA-310 is the source of this 1186-nucleotide messenger RNA. RefSeq lists its product as hypothetical. Bases 69 to 1061 code for a protein of 330 amino acids. The transcript has a single exon. Gene Ontology annotation, molecular function: zinc ion transmembrane transporter activity. Gene Ontology annotation, biological process: zinc ion transmembrane transport. The record is from RefSeq and is a predicted model, not a curated record. NCBI's taxonomy places the organism in Eukaryota, Oomycota, Peronosporomycetes, Peronosporales, Peronosporaceae. Gene Ontology annotation, cellular component: membrane.